Habropoda laboriosa is the source of this 1031-nucleotide messenger RNA. RefSeq names its product cyclin-dependent-like kinase 5 (gene Cdk5). Gene Ontology annotation, cellular component: cytoplasm; nucleus. Gene Ontology annotation, biological process: axonogenesis; synaptic vesicle transport; protein phosphorylation. Bases 87 to 986 code for a protein of 299 amino acids. The record is from RefSeq and is a predicted model, not a curated record. The transcript has 7 exons. Gene Ontology annotation, molecular function: cyclin-dependent protein serine/threonine kinase activity; ATP binding. NCBI's taxonomy places the organism in Eukaryota, Metazoa, Arthropoda, Insecta, Hymenoptera, Apidae.
ACUGUCAACAGUGAGUUCGCGCACAACCGUUUCGAGUGCAGCGCUAACCACUCUGUGACUAUUCCGCCCGUAGGAUCACCAAAAAUAUGCAAAAAUAUGAGAAACUCGAGAAAAUAGGAGAAGGCACAUAUGGAACAGUUUUCAAAGCCAAGAACCGCGAGACACAUGAAAUCGUUGCUUUAAAAAGAGUUCGAUUAGACGACGACGACGAAGGUGUACCGUCGUCCGCCCUCAGGGAAAUUUGUCUGCUGAAAGAACUGAAACACAAGAAUAUCGUCAGGCUGUACGACGUGUUGCACAGUGACAGAAAGUUAACUUUAGUUUUUGAACAUUGCGAUCAGGAUCUGAAGAAGUAUUUCGACAGUUUGAACGGAGAGAUCGAUUUGGAUGUUGUUAAAUCUUUCCUGUAUCAGCUAUUGCGUGGAUUGGCAUUUUGUCACAGUAGAAAUGUGCUUCACAGAGAUCUUAAGCCUCAAAAUUUACUCAUCAACAAGAAUGGGGAGCUGAAAUUAGCUGACUUUGGACUAGCAAGAGCCUUUGGAAUUCCCGUAAAAUGUUACUCCGCGGAAGUCGUCACUCUAUGGUACCGUCCUCCGGAUGUUCUCUUUGGUGCAAAGUUGUACACGACAUCCAUCGAUAUGUGGAGCGCUGGUUGUAUAUUCGCUGAACUGGCAAACGCCGGUAGACCGUUAUUUCCCGGUUCAGAUGUAGACGAUCAAUUGAAGAGAAUAUUCAAGUUAUUGGGUACACCGACCGAGGAGACUUGGCCGGAUUUUACCAGUCUGCCGGAUUAUAAGCACUUCCCACUUUAUCUUCCUGGACAAGGAUUAGCUCAAGUUACGCCGAAACUCAAUUCCAAAGGCAGAGAUUUAUUGCAGAGGUUGUUGGUGUGUAAUCCAGCGUUACGGUUAGCAGCGGACGAAGCAAUGGCGCAUCCCUAUUUCAGCGACUUGAACCCUGCCAUCAAAAACGAUCGUUGUCAAUAGUGAAUUUCAGGCUAGAUUGACUGGAGUGGCAACGGAAAAAAUCAC